GCUGCAGACAGAAACAUCAGACUCGGGACAGAAACACACGAUCUCUGAAAAAUGGACCAAACUCUAUUUUUCAUUCUUCUUCUCAUUGCUCUCUGCUCUGUAUCUGAAUGUGUUCAGCAUCAGUAUCACUUUAUAAACGAGAGGAAGAACUGGACUGAAGCUCAGAGAUACUGCAGAGAGAAUUACACAGAUCUGGCCACCGUUGACAACAUGAACGACAUGAACGAGCUGAACAAGAGUGUGAAUGAUGGAAGUGUUCAGUAUGUCUGGAUUGGGCUGAAGAAGACUGGUCGUGAUGAAUGGCUGUGGUCUUCAGGUGAACCUGUGCUCUAUCUGAACUGGGCACCUGGACAACCAGAUGGCACUGAUUAUUGUGCUAUGAUGUUAAAUGGAAAAUGGCAUGAUUAUCCAUGUAGUAAUAGCCGACAUUUCAUCUGCAACAACACGAACGCAGGACUCGUCUUUGUCAAUCAGACGAUGAAUUGGAGAGACGCUCAGAGUUACUGCAGACAGAAUCACUCUGAUCUGGCCAGUGUGAGGAUCCAGAAUGAGAGUCAACAGGUUCAGCAGUUCAUUAGUGAUAGACAGUUAUCUGGAUCAGAAGUCUGGAUCGGUCUGUUCAGAUUCAGAGACUCAUGGCAGUGGUCAGAUCAGAAUAACUCCUCGUUCAGAGACUGGAACAUUGGUCAACCUAAUAAUUAUGGAGGCAAUCAAAACUGUACAGGGAUUUAUCCGGAUGCUCAAGGGCGAUGGCAUGACCUCCCUUGCACCUCUCAAUUAACUUUUGUGUGUCAUGAAGAUAAACUGAUUGUGAUCAGAGAGAAUCUGACGUGGUAUGAAGCUCUGAGAUACUGCAGACAGAAUCAUGUGGAUCUGGUCUCGGUUCAUUCAGAAGAGAUUCAGCGUCGUGUGAUGAACGUGGUUAAACGGGCGUCUACUGCGGCGGUGUGGUUGGGUUUACACAACUACUGCAGCAUGAACAUGUGGCUCUGGGUGAGUGGAGAUAUAAUGUGCUAUCAGAACUGGGUUCCAGGGAACGGAACGACUCCGGAAAACUGCAGCCUCGAGAAGAGAAAAGGAGCAGUUCAGUCUGGAGGAGAUCAGCGCUGGAUCAGCCUUCCUGAAUCUCACAAACUCAACUUCAUCUGCAGCAGAAAUUGAGAGUGAGGAACACUAAUGUUUUUUACGCUAAAUUCCAUCUCCACUGUGUAAUUCUGAUGAAUGUCUGUACUAUCAUGUGUUACUUUUACCUUUGUUAUGUUUAGUAAGUCCUGAGUGAAUCUCCUUAUUUAGGUUUUAAAAGUGGCCAGAAGUCUGUUUUAUUCCUGUAUUAUGAUUUGUGUCUUUUAUGAACCUCUUUGUAUAUCUAGCGUGGUUACGACUCUGUAUGUUUUACACUAAUCAAAUCUUUUGAACACAAACACAUGAAACAGCAGUACAUCAACUCAAAUAAACUCAUC
Molecule: messenger RNA, 1460 nt
Organism: Onychostoma macrolepis
Lineage: Eukaryota; Metazoa; Chordata; Actinopteri; Cypriniformes; Cyprinidae
Product: macrophage mannose receptor 1-like
Exons: 5
Coding region: 52-1161 (369 amino acids)
Source: RefSeq, a predicted model, not a curated record